Messenger RNA from Centruroides sculpturatus (bark scorpion), 2623 nucleotides. Its product is annotated as C-myc promoter-binding protein-like. Gene Ontology annotation, biological process: regulation of Rab protein signal transduction. The record is from RefSeq and is a predicted model, not a curated record. The coding region runs from base 543 to 2516 and encodes 657 amino acids. The transcript is spliced from 15 exons. Gene Ontology annotation, cellular component: cytoplasmic vesicle. NCBI's taxonomy places the organism in Eukaryota, Metazoa, Arthropoda, Arachnida, Scorpiones, Buthidae.
UGGGGAUUUCUAUCGCAAAGAUAACUUUUCAAUCUUCUGCCAAACUGAUAAUUAGAAUAGAAUGAAAAUGAAAUUUAUAUUUUUGAUUUGUGAUAAAUGUUUUUUAAAACUGAAGGCAAAUUAGAUUUAUGUAGUUUGAAUACGGCUUAUUUUAAAGCAAACAGGAUAUAGAAAUUCAUUUUGUUUAAACGGCAGUAUCCGCCAUAUGAAUAUCUUUAUAAUUGUAUGACGAUUAACACUCGUUAAAGAAAAAUCCUUCACUGUUACAUUCUCUACGGAUAAAUAAAUUACGAUAUAAUAAAUGCUGAAAGGAAUAAUAAUUAUUUUUAUUUUCGAUAAUGAGUCAUCUCUCUUCCCAUAAGUCUGUACUGUACGUUCGGAAAGAUGGCGGCCACUAAUACGAAUUUAACAGGAAAGUUUAAUAUUAGAAGAUGAAGUUUCAUUUUAGAUUGAUAGAGAAAUUAUCAAGUAUGGAUAUUUAUUGUCAAAAAUACAAUGAUACCAGUGUUCAGUAUUAUUAAUUGACGUCAAAAACUAUAUCAAUGGAUGACAAGAGAGUAGCAGAUUAUUUUGUGAUUGCUGGACUUCCGGACAAUCCGUCACCAUUAGAAGAAUUUUCACGAGAUAACAAUACAAAAACAACCAAUUCAUUACUACCUAUUACAGAUAUAACUGUAAUUAUUAGAAGUCAAGGUGAAGUAGUUCCUGAAGGCUUUAAAUGUAUUGAAACUACUCCAUUAGGUUUUCCAGCAGAUUUAAAUCAUGGAAGUCUUCGUUCGCCAAGUAUUUAUUUAUGUUAUAAAAGAGGGAGAGAAAAACCGCCUUUAGUGGAUAUUGGUGCUGCUGGGGACAACUUCUGUGCCCAUGGCCUAAGUACAUCUCUGCAAUGGCACGGCACUCAGUCAACUAAUGCUUUACUUGCUUGGGGUCUGGGUGGUGCAACUUUAAGUGCAUCUCAUGCUAUACUUGGUCGUUUUCCUCUGGAAGAUUAUCAGACGUUUCAUUUACCUGCAUCUGUUCCAUUAUUUUGUCUUCCUAUGGGAGCUACUAUUGAAUGUUGGUCAAGAGCAGCGAAACAACCAACUCCUGUUAUUUCAACUUUUGUUUUAACUUCAGAUACAGCUGAGAAAGUUUAUGGUGCAGCUGUUACUUUUUAUGAAAGGUAUCCUGAAAGUAAAUUAUCUUUAGCUAAUAAGUCUCAACUGGGUUAUGUGACUGAAGAAGAUAGAAGAAAGAAGUCCCUCCAUACUAAUAAGUCCAUAUGCAUUUUAUCAAGAUGGCCUUUUUUUGAUACAUUUAAGAAAUUUCUUCUGUACUUGUAUAGAAUGUCUCAUUCUGGUUCACACAAAAUUAAUUCAAAUAAUAUAGAGAAAAAUANUAUGUCUGAUAGUGAAGUAGUUUUGUCAACUUUUUAUGGUUGUCCUGCAAAUGUAAAUAACAGCGGUUCAAGGACUUUUCUUACAUAUCGAAGGGCCAUGGAACAUGCUCCCUGUAAUCAGUUGGUUGUCACUGAUAUUUGUGUUAUAUUAACAAACAAGGGAGAAACUCCACCACAUGCAUUUUGUAAAAUAAGUAAAAAUUUAAACAAGGGUGUGAUGGGCUCUGAUGUAUUUUUAUGUUAUAAGAAAUCAAUGAACAGACCUGAUUUGAUUUGUUUUAAACCUGCUAUACUUGGUCGUUUUCCUCUGGAAGAUUAUCAGACGUUUCAUUUACCUGCAUCUGUUCCAUUAUUUUGUCUUCCUAUGGGAGCUACUAUUGAAUGUUGGUCAAGAGCAGCGAAACAACCAACUCCUGUUAUUUCAACUUUUGUUUUAACUUCAGAUACAGCUGAGAAAGUUUAUGGUGCAGCUGUUACUUUUUAUGAAAGGUAUCCUGAAAGUAAAUUAUCUUUAGCUAAUAAGUCUCAACUGGGUUAUGUGACUGAAGAAGAUAGAAGAAAGAAGUCCCUCCAUACUAAUAAGUCCAUAUGCAUUUUAUCAAGAUGGCCUUUUUUUGAUACAUUUAAGAAAUUUCUUCUGUACUUGUAUAGAAUGUCUCAUUCUGGUUCACACAAAGUACCAUUAGAAAGAUAUAUAUCACAUUUUAUGUUGGAUGUUCCAUUUCCGUCCCCACAGAGGCCAAGGAUACUCAUUCAGUUGGCUGAUGACACAAUUUCUCUGGCACAACCAGAAGACAGUCCACUUCCAUUGAGUGGUGCCUCAUUUAUUCAACUGCUGAAGAAUCUUGGAUCAGAUAAUUGCUUAAAUGUUCUUCUAUUUGCUUUGACAGAACAAAAAAUUUUAUUUCAUUCACUUCGUCCAGAUGUUUUAACUAGUGUUGCUGAAGCAGUUGUAUCGCUAAUAUUUCCUUUUCAUUGGCAAUGUCCUUACAUACCACUUUGUCCUCUUGGUCUCUCAGAUGUAUUAAAUGCCCCUGUGCCAUUUAUUGUAGGUGUUGAUUCUAGAUAUUUUGAUCUUUAUGAACCACCACAUGAUGUUGCCUGUGUUGAUCUGGAUACAAAUUCAAUAUAUCUGUGAGUUUUGUAGUGUUAAAUUGUUUUUAUAAUUUUUAUCAACUCUGCUUUUCUAGUAAUUUUACAAAAUUUAUAUGUAUUAUUUAUUUAUUUUUAUAAUAACUGUAAAUA